UUACAGGGGGUGCGAACCCUUGUCCCUGAGGAGGCGGUGGCUUAUAUAGAGUUUGCCAGGCCCCUCCCGCCCUCAGUUACACAGGGUUUAAGGUACAUAAAGAUGGGGCGUUUCCAGUAACGCCAAUAAUAAGUGACAUAAAUGACCAUUAAGUCUACGGAGUAAAUGUCCGACCGUUGCUAUGCAGAGUGGCUUUAGAUCUUCUGUCCGUCGAGUGAUUUCUGUUUCGUUCAAGUGACAUUGAAUCUUCCGAGUGGAAUGCUUCUGGUCGAGUGGAUGAUGCUAUCCCUUGAAUCCUUCUGACUUUAGGGUGAUGUCCUAGGGGAGGGUGUAUAGGUCAGGCCUAUGACCCUACCCUAGGUACAUAGCUUCAUCAUUAGCCCCCGAAUGGUUCAGGGUUCGAGUGGCGAAGGAGUGGAAAAUACUUCCGACUCAAUUUUUGCGCUUCGGAAGCGUCUUGCUGGGAUCAACGAACAACACGGUGACUUCAACUUCUUUUUCAGUCACCUUGAUCCAUUCUUAGUUUGUCGAGUGAACUUUUACUGAAAAGCUUCGAGUGUUGAUAUGGAAAAAAAAUCUUUAGUCUGACAGGUUGCUCUGCUGCUCGCGGAUCUUGUGGGAUUCGAAUUUUCCGGAAGCGCGCGAGGCGGAGGAUGCCGCGGUAAUCGGAGAGGAUUAGGCAGGGGCGCCUCGAUCCCCGUGCCACCUUUUUUGCCACGUACUGCGCGCGCGACUAUUGCGGGAUUUGACGGGAUUUCUUGGACCCGCAAGUAAGCCACUCGGGAGAAGACCUUAUAUAAGGCGUUGCGGCUGGGGUUUUCUGCACAGUGCGCCUCAUUCUCCCCCUUUCUCCUCUGUUUCUCCACCGCAUCCACUUCUGCUCUCGGCGCUGCCGGCUCGCUCGAGCUCCGUCCGCUGCAAUGGGGAAGGAGAAGACGGUGGCCUUGGAGCGCGCAAAGAAGGCGACGGCGAAGGCGAAGGGGAAGAAGACCAGCCGGGGCGGAUCUUUGUCGAGAUCCGUCUUGCCGCGCGGCUGGAUCCAGGGCGAUUGGAUUCGGUCGACGAUCCGGCAAGACGACAUCGAUGAUCUGGUCGAGGGGGGACUGAUUCCCCACGGAUCGGGGCGGCUCCCGGAGGACGAGACCGAGCCGCGGCCGUAGGAGGGUGAGUGUGUCCUCCUCGCCACCCAUGUCGACCGCGGUUUUUCGGUGCCUCCCCAUCCUUUGUUCCGAGGCUUUUUGAACUUCUUUGGAGCACAACUUCAUCACUUUUCCCCCAACACCAUCGUGUACCUCGCUGCAUUCAUGUCCAUGUGCGAGAAUUUCCUGGGUUCUCGACCACACUGGGGUCUUUUCAAACACAUUUUCACCUGUCGUUCUCAGUCUGUCAAAAAGGCUAAUCCGAGUGACGAGAGGACACAUGUGAUCCAGAUGUGUGGGGGUCUUGGGAUCCAAAUGAGAGGUAAGAGUACUUUCCCAGCCAUGAUUCUUCCCGAGUCAGUCAGAGGGUGGCAGUCGGCCUGGUUCUACUGCAAAGACUAGCCGACUCCAGGCCAGUCGACUGGGCUUCCCCCCUUUUCUGUGGCUCGAGUCGAGAAACCCUCUGCCUUGAAAGUGACUCCGGCGGAGAAAGAGGAGGUGAAGGUGCUGGUCGAGCGAGUGGUCCAGCUCGUUCGCCAUGGCGUGACUGGCAUGGAUCUGCUAGAAGUCUUCCUCAGACGACACAUUCAGCCGCUUCAAGCUCGUGACCAUCCGAUGUGGAUAUAUUCGGGCAUCGAUGAUACCACUCGGAUCCACCUAGAGGAAGUCGACGAGGAUACGGUGGAGCAGUGGUUGAGGGGCAUCACUGGCAACAAGGAUAACCUCAGGGGGUCCAGGAGGAUCCCUCCACUCGACAACUCGUAUGAACCAGACAAGGCCCUCACUGAGAUGUACUCGAUGCCCAACGGAGAGCAGGAGCAGUAUCCGCAAGGGGAGGCGAGCGGAGGCGAGAGCGGCGAGUGGCACUCUGAUGGGGGAGAAGACGACGAAAGCGACGACUCUGAUGACGGUGAAGAAGUCGACUCACCCCCUCGCACCGAAAGGCGAUCCAAACAAACUCACGACCCGGCAAGUAUCCGUGGUAAAGCGACUGCGCAGACUGGACGGACCUCAAAGCGCCCUCAGAUGCCUUCCCCAGUGCCGACUGAGAAGGCCCCGAAGCAAUCAAAAGCUACGCCGUCAAAACCGCAGAAGGCCUUGCCCAAGAUCAAAGUGGUCAUUCCCAUUGCUUCCGGUGCUGCUACCUCUGGGACUUCAGCUUACAUGAAUGAAGACGAGGAAAUGGAAGAAGCAGUCACCUCUAACUCGGCUCCUCCCAAUGUCAUUGACCUUCCAGACGACGACGAGGAUGUGCCGCUGAGGCCUAUGGGAAGAAGAAACAGGAAGACGUCAACUAGCAAAGCGCCUCAGUCGAGCCGGUGACGGAACCGGUAAUCCAGGAGGCCGGCGAUGCCAAUCGGACUUCUGUGACUUUGGAUGUACCAUUGUCGAGUGCCCAGCCCUCAGCAUCGACCGCGCAGACUCCAGCCGAUCCACCUUCACUCUUUACUGCACAUCACGUCCCAGAGGACCAAGUGGGUGCUGCGAAGGAGGCUAUACGCCAAGCGGGCAUCAUGAUGGAGCAGAUGAAGGUGGUCCGGGAAGCCAGCCAAGCUGCUUACGAUGCCAGCUUAGCUCUCCAAAGCAACGUCCAGGUAGGCUUAUCACCGACUGGUUCUUUUAGCUUGUCGCUUGUUUUGUUAGGAUAUGCUACCUGAAAACUUUCCUUGAGGGAUCUUUUCUAUCAAUCUUCGUUUUGCAUUUGUACACCCACUGGGUGGUUUGA
Aegilops tauschii subsp. strangulata is the source of this 2865-nucleotide messenger RNA. RefSeq lists its product as uncharacterized. NCBI's taxonomy places the organism in Eukaryota, Viridiplantae, Streptophyta, Magnoliopsida, Poales, Poaceae. The record is from RefSeq and is a predicted model, not a curated record.